Molecule: messenger RNA, 1571 nt
Organism: Plutella xylostella (diamondback moth)
Lineage: Eukaryota; Metazoa; Arthropoda; Insecta; Lepidoptera; Plutellidae
Source: RefSeq, a predicted model, not a curated record
GUCAUUGUCGAUGGUCAUUAUUUCAAAACAAACUUAAUUUUACAAUUUACAUCAAUAAGAAACUAUUUAAAUUCUGCCGCUAAACACAAUGUUUUGCCCCGAAAGGAAUUCCUACCUCCAGUUGUACUGUGCGGUAAACCCCCGCGUUAUAAACAAUGCCGUGGACCACGCGUUGCAACGCAUUCACUUCAACCAUACGGAACCACCUCCUCCACUUCAGACCAAUAUCCCGGCUGCCCAGAGAAUGACGUCCAUGCAGCCAUCACUGUACGCCCCUCAUGUAGAUAUCACCAGGGCCAGAAGGGGGUUCGAAAGGAUUGGCUUGAGGGUGCUGAUGAGGCAGCUGCAUGAUCGCGACUGGUUGGUGCAGUUGCAGGCUAUACAUUCAAUUAUGGAUCAGGUCCAAAUAACAGAGAGCGCCACUUACUUAAUAGACAAGCACGUUUGCUUACGUUUAAUGGACCUCCUUCGCUUACGGAACCCAGUUGCCAGAGAAAAGGUUUGCAUCACUCUCACACACCUGGCCACCUACCACGAAGGGAGGCUGCAGAUGUUGAGAUACAAGCACAUAUUCCACGACCUCAUGUGGCUCUGGUUGAAAGACAGGAAAGAGAUCAGAUACGCCGCAGCCUACACCCUAAGAACGUUGUCUAAAGACAGAUGCACGUGUCAAGAGAUUGUUAAGACCCCUGACAUCAUUGAAAACCUUCUCAAAAUGGCGGUGAAUGAUCACGUCGGGAUUGUUCUUAUCCACUUGAAGACUUUAGAGAACCUAAUAGAAUGGGACCCAGUGGUACCGCUUAAGGCCAACGCUUUCCAAACAAUGCUAUCACUUUUCACGCAAGAAGACGACAGAAUUAAAACCGGCAGCAUGAACUGCCUCACGCAACUCCUCAAGCACGAGAUAGGAAGUCAACUGGCCGACAAGUUCGACCUGACGAUGAAACUGCUACAGCUCCUAAAGGCCGACAACAUAGAAGUGAUAAUCAGCGCAGUGGAACUUAUGCGUAUGUCGACUUUAACAACGCAAUCAAAAUGGCGAGCCAAAGAGUUCUGCAACCGGUUGACAAAGAGGUUGGUCCGUCUGUGUUCUGGACACAACAAGCCACUGCUGCAGUUAGCUUGUAUGCAGGUGCUGAUAAACCUCUGCGACUGUCCUGACAUUCGGUACCAUGUAAAGGCGCAUUGGGAGGAGACUAUAAAGGAUAUAAAGCUGAGGACACACGAGGACUGGGACGGUACAUCUGAGACUACGACGUACGGGUUAGAAACCGGUCAUUUCUACAGAACCAUGGCUAUAGAGCCGUUGGAAACUAUCAAGAAUGAGUACGGAGACAAUUGCAAGGCCAUCAAUGUGCACAGCUACUUGAUAGCUCUUCGGGAAAUGAAGGAUCGGCUUAUUGAAGCUAUUAAUCAUAAACCUUACCCGUAACUCCUCAUGAAAUAGAUGUUACGUUUUUGUUAUGGGUCUUAAGUCUGGAAGGAUUAAAAAAACUGAUUCAUUGUAUAAUUUUUUAUUACGAGAGCAUAUUAAACAUUUUGUCAGUAUUGAUUACAAUAAUUGAGCUACA